Drosophila nasuta is the source of this 3861-nucleotide messenger RNA. RefSeq lists its product as uncharacterized. Gene Ontology annotation, molecular function: zinc ion binding; nucleic acid binding. The record is from RefSeq and is a predicted model, not a curated record. Bases 1 to 3861 code for a protein of 1286 amino acids. Lineage: Eukaryota; Metazoa; Arthropoda; Insecta; Diptera; Drosophilidae. The transcript has 3 exons.
AUGUCCAAGAGCCAAAAGAGCGAAAAGGACUCAAAACACUCGUUAAAGCUUCCGACCACAUCUCGUCGCCUGUCGUCCGUUUCGCCCGCUCCUUCGGGGUCCAAAUCCGCCACACCUGCCGCUCAACUCCGAGUAAAGGUCGAUCGUCCGUCGCCGUCUGCUUCUGCAAAGACUCCGCUGUUGCGUACAUCUUCGACUGCUUUACGUAGUCAGGCAACUACCCGUUCCGUCCAUGCUAAAUUUAGCAAAACCCGUGCGAUGGCUCUCAACAACUUCGUCGCCGUCUCUGACAGACUGGUGCAAUUCGAGAGUCGGGUCAGAGGGCCUGCAGCCGAAGAUGACAAUGUACACACGUACGAAAUCCGUCGUGACCGGCUGCAAGUCCUCUGGGACAAUGUCGAAGCCGCUUAUUCCACAUGCGCUGAUGCGCUGCAUCAAGACGGCGACAGUGAAGGCACACAGGCAAUGGAGGCAAAAUACGAUCACUGCUAUGCAGUGUACGAGCGGUGUCUCGCCCGUGUUAAGGGGCAAAUUACCCAGGUUUCCGGGUCCAGCAGGAGUGAAGCAUCCGUUCCUCCUGUAUACUCCAGUGGCUGCCGGCUCCCUCCAGUCGACACCGAAGUGUUCCGUGGGGAUUACUUGCGGUGGCCGACUUUCCGUGACCUUUUCACGGCCAUCUAUGUCAACAAUCCAAGGUUGACUCCGGUUGAGAAACUUUUCCAUUUGAAUUCGAAGACCGCAGAUGAGGCCAAUGAAAUAGUAGCCAAAUUUCCGCUGACGAACGAUGGUUUCGCGUCGGCUUGGGGUGCUCUCUGCGAACGUUUUGAGAACAAGCGCUUGUUAAUAACAAUCCAAUUGAAGAUCCUGUUUAACCUGUCCAUGGUUACCCAAGAGUCGGGAGCAGCUAUCAAGGAGCUGCAGAGCACGAUUCAGCGUUGCUUGACCGCUCUUGAGCAUUCAGACAUUUCCGUCUGUAGCCCGUUCGCAGAUUGCAUCCUCGUUUUCCUCUGCUCGUCCAAACUCCCCAAGCUCACACUCUCGUUAUGGGAGCAAUCGUUGGUGGACAAAGCGAAAAUUCCCGCAUGGCAGGAUAUGAGCACGUUCCUCAAUGAGCGCUACCGUACGCUCGAAGCGAUUGAGGACGUGAAACAGACUGCCAACUCACAGAUCGCGACUGCAGGACCAUCCCGUCCGCAGAAUUCGAAGCGAGUCAACUCCUUUGAGGCCCGAGUCACUCCGAAAGGCAAAUCGUGUGACUUGUGCUCAAAGGAGAAUCACCCUGUCCGGGUGUGUCCGCGUUUUUUGCAAAUGUCGGUCAACGAGAGAAUGACAUACAUCAAACAGAAAGGUCUCUGUUUAAACUGUUUCGCAAGAGGUCACCAACUCCGAGAGUGUACGAGUGCGCACAAUUGCUUUACAUGCAAAGGGCGGCACAACACUCUUCUCCACCGGGGUGACACUGCCCACAAUGGUGCCUCUUCAUCGUCCAAUAUACAGUCCACUCCAAAUCCAACGGCAACAAAUGUGCAGAAUUUCUUUGCCAAUAAUGCUCAGAAUGUCCUUCUUGGCACGGCGGUCAUCAAUGUUUGCCACUUGGGCACUACAUAUACCGCACGUGCGCUACUUGAUUCCGGGUCCGAAGCGACCUUCAUUUCUGAGCGUUUGUUCCAACGCAUUAAGUUGCCUUUCCAGUCCGUGCGAGCCCAGGUAUCCGGGCUAAAUCACGCAGUUGCGGCCCAAUCGCAGAAGUUAUGUCACUUCAGCAUUGGUUCUCCGACGAAGCCGAGGCUCCAUAUCGAGACUUCGGCAUUCGUAAUUCCACAGUUGGCAGGCAAACUGCGCUCCUUCGAUAUGCCGCGAACUUUCCUAAAGGAUCUACCAGCGAUAGAACUGGCAGAUCCACACUUCUACAAGAGCGCUCAGAUCGAUAUUCUAAUUGGCGCGGAUAUCCUUCCGUCGGUCAUCUUGAGCGGCUCCCGGCCAAACAUUUGUGGCUCACUCCUUGGGCAGGAAACCGUGUUUGGCUGGAUUCUUACCGGCUCCGUCUCCCAGAGUAUGUCGACAACUGUUUCUGCGUUCUCGACAAGAGUCGCCAUCCAAGCAGAAGAACAGCUCGACAGCCUACUUUCCAAAUUUUGGGAGGUGGAGGAUAUUCCAGCGAAGCUGAUAAAGGAGUCAGACUUCGUUUGCGAAGAAAACUUCGUUAAGACUACUUCUCGUAGCAAAUGUGGCAGAUAUCGGGUGACUCUUCCAUUCCGGAAGCCCGAUGGCAUUGAACGGGGUCAUUCCAGAUCUAUAGCGCUGGCUCAAUUCCUCAAGAACGAGAAUCGUUUGUCAAGAAACGACUCUCUAAAGGAACAGUACAAUGCCGUUCUCCAGGAGUACGUGGACUUAGGUCAUAUGACACCCAUAUCGCCUCAGGCGAUUGUCACGACUCCUAAUUUCUACCUGCCUCACCACGCCGUGUUCAAACCAGAUAGCACCACAACGAAGGUGCGGGUCGUUUUCAACGCAUCUUGUCCAUCAUCAAAUGGCAAGAGUCUGAAUUAUAUCCUUCAUUCAGGGCCCAUUCUCCAAUCGGAUCUCACGUUGCAGAUCCUCAGAUGGCGAUACUAUCGAUAUGUGUUCAAUGCGGACAUAACGAAAAUGUAUCGCCAAAUCCUCAUGGACUCAAAGCACACACCGUUCCAACGAAUUCUGUUUCGCACGUCAGACGGUGAGAUCCGUGACUUUGAGUUGAACACAGUGACAUUCGGUGUGCGCCUUUCCUGGCUCUACGAGUCCUCCAGCAACUUGCUGAUGACAUACGCUUGGACGAGGACACACACAAGAGAAGAGGCCAUCCGGACCAUUGCGGAAGUGUGUGCAGCCCUGGACAGCGCUGUCUUCCCGCUGAGGAAAUCGACGUCGAACCAUAAGAGCGUGCUGAAGGACAUUCCAAAGGACCAUCUACUUCGAGAAGAUUUCCUCGAACUCGAAGACUCCAGUACGGCGAAAACUCUGGGCAUCAGGUGGCAAGCUCACGAUGACGAGUUCUUCUUCAUGCCACCAGAAGUUGCCCAUCAGGAUUCCUACACGAAGAGGGAAGUGCUUUCGCAAAUCGCUAAGCUUUUCGACCCAGCCGGGUGGCUGGACCCUUUCGUUAUCCGAGCCAAGAUCUUCAUUCAAGGAACACGAGUGAAGCUCCAGUACCACGGAUUCUGUGAUGCGACAGAAAGGGCGUAUGGAGCGGCGAUCUAUGUCCGUGUGGAGACGGCGAACAAGGUUUCCACACAUCUCCUUACUGCGAAGACAAUAGUGGCUCCUGUCAAGUCUCUCUCAGUGCCACGUUUGGAGCUUUGUGGCGCAGUCCUGUUGGCUGAGUUAUCUGCAACCCUCCUCCUGAAUCUGCCAGCAGAAAGUUUCCAGACUUUCUUUUGGACUGAUUCAACAAUUGUUCUCGCCUGGUUGAACAAGCCACCCUGCAGAUGGACAACCUUUGUGGCCAAUCGUGUGGCCAUAAUCGUCCAAGCCAGCGACGCCAAGAACUGGUCGCAUGUGCGAUCCGAGCACAAUCCGGCAGAUCUCGCAAGCCGUGGUGUCCUACCACAAGAAUUGAUUCGUAAUCCUUUGUGGCCAGCAUCUCCAAGUCCCAUUCCGGAGACUCUGCUGGAGCAGCGGAUUAAGUGCAGCGUCGCUAAGUUACCUCCGACUCCCUACUUCCUGAGCAAGUUCUCUGAGUUUGGCAGGGCACUGCGCACGUCUGCCUAUGUUCUCCGAUUCAUCGACAGGAGUCGGAAGUUGGCAGUUCCAAGCUCUACCGUGGUCCAGGCGGAUGAGCUGUCACGGAUCCAAGAGCGGCUAAUCGUCAUGGCUCAAUGA